Molecule: messenger RNA, 1326 nt
Organism: Ambispora leptoticha
Lineage: Eukaryota; Fungi; Glomeromycota; Glomeromycetes; Archaeosporales; Ambisporaceae
Source: the annotation of a GenBank genome assembly
AUGAAAGCAAUUAAAGGUGGUUUAGAUAAUAUCAGUAACGACUUACGCAGAAACUUGAACGCUGUUAAUCCACAUUUGGGCAAUCCACACCUGAGCAAGUUGCUCACUUCCGAAAAAGCCAUUUGGAAUAGUUUGAGUACUUGGUCUUAUGAACAUAACGAGUCGUCAAAGUACCUGGUGGCUUGGGGAAAAAGUGAAGGAAAUGACUUGAACGAUGUCACGGAAAAACUUGCUUAUUUGAUUGCUAAAAUGUCUGAGGUUGAGGGUGUACUUGCCGACAAGUACUCCCAAUAUCGUACACACCUAAAGGAUAUACGUACACGAGAAUCCUCGAUAAAAGACCAACGCUUCAAAAAAGAAUCAUACUGGUCGAAAAUUGAGAAGGAAGAACGACGCGCUAGUACUUCGAAACAUCCGGAAGCGAACCAAGCAAUAAUUGCAAAAUAUCAUAAGGAACUCGAGAAGUUGGAAAAAGAAUCGAUUAUUGGACAGGAAAAAACUUUAGAAGCUGUCAAAAAUGCCAUAGCUGCGCUUGGAGACUGGAAACCUCCACAGGAUCAUCGGCCUAUUCCUCCACCACGACCUCAAAUUUCACCCAAUUUAGUACCUUCUCAAGUCGAAACAAAACUUCCACCAUCGUCAUCAUCUUCAUUAUCAGAUACAAAAACGCCUUCUCAUGGACUUGAAAUUCCGUCUAUAGACCAUAAUAAGGAUGAUAGCGAUGAGAUUGAAGAACCUUUCCAAGAUUUUAAAAAUAUCUCAGAGAGAGGUUCUUUAGGGGGUGAUUCAUCAAACGAAGCAGAUCAAAGUGAUCUUGAACAAACAGAUGUUACAGACAUAGAAGGGGAAAAAAGAAUGGCAUUUACUGCAUUUUCUCCUCCGCUUUCCCCUGUACGUCCGAAUUUACAAGUUCAUUCUGAUACACCAUACAUAGUGGAACUGGCACCUUCUGUGAAUCUAAUUCCUCAAACUGCUGAAAUUAAUGAGGUGUCAUUAUCUGAACCAAUAGCGAUUACAGAAUUGAAUUCUUCUACGGCUAUUGCGUCAUCAAAUACCGAGAAUAUAAUAGAAACACCUAAUAAUAACACGAAUGAGACAGACGCAACGACGAAAACCACCGAAAAUGCUGUUAUCGUACCUUCAGAUUCCACACAGACUGAUAAUAAUACGAUACAACAGACAUCUGAUCCCCCUCCAUCCAAUUCUGUAAUAACAAAUGGAUCGGAAGAGGAAGAUCAGCGUGAUAGACUCGUUCCGCCACAAAACAUUAACAAAAAGGCGAUUAAACACGUACAAUUUAGUGACAUUGAAGAUGAAAUACCAUGA